This is a messenger RNA of Aspergillus niger, 2622 nucleotides long. RefSeq lists its product as uncharacterized. NCBI's taxonomy places the organism in Eukaryota, Fungi, Ascomycota, Eurotiomycetes, Eurotiales, Aspergillaceae. Bases 1 to 2622 code for a protein of 873 amino acids. The transcript has a single exon. Gene Ontology annotation, molecular function: triacylglycerol lipase activity. The record is from RefSeq and is a predicted model, not a curated record.
AUGGCGCUUCCUGCACAUCCAGCGGGGACCAAUGGUCAGGUCCCCGUCAUUGCACACACCUCGCCAGCUGCACAACACUCGCCCACCUUCACCGUCAAUUCGAGUUCCGACAGUGAGGAUCCAAAUUUUCCGGACGCCGUCCGCGAAGAUGAGGCCAAUGAAGUGGUCGGGGUUAGCAUGAGUCGCGCCCAGAGCCGUAUGAAGGCGCGCCUCACGCCUGCGGAAGAGAAAAGCCGAAUGAUGGAACGGCAGAGCAGCUACUUCGACACAAUCCCGGAUAUGCCGGAACCGGAGGGUCUUUUUGCAUCUGAAAUUACCGACGAACCAGAGGCUUUGCCUGAGGAACCGGCUGCUAAGCCGGGUGAUGCUCAAGCCUCCUCAGCGGACUUGGCGGCGCCACAGCGUGACAGCGCCCGGGGUUCCAAAGACGGGCAGCGAACCAGCUUCACCCGUUCGAUCUUGAAAUCCGGGUUACCCCUUCGACCUAGGGCAUGGUCCGGCGACUCCUUGACCAAUAUACGCCUGAAGAAGUUCCUGCCAGAUCUGUUGACUAAACGGUCAUCGCUCUCCUUCCGACCCGGCUCGCCAUUCCAUGUCCGGGCUCGCAGUCAAACCCUGAAACCGGCGUCAAAGCUGGCACUAGAACAAGAAAAGGAGGAAUCCACGCUGCAGUCCCGGCGCAAGUCGUUCUCCGACCCGGAGUCCAGAGAUAGCCCCGAGGAGCAAGUAUCUGAACUCGAUCCUCUCGGGGGCGCCACGACCGCUAGACACUCGUAUGCGCGGAGACCCAGUACAACAGGCCCUCCUUCCCUCCUACGGAGAUCGUCUUCAGACCAAUCUCUAUACUUGAGAGCCUCAUCAACCGCAUCUUCUCUCGAGCAGCGUCCCCGUUACGAGCACAUCCAUUCGCAGGUCAACAGCCGAUUCAAGGCGAUUAAAGACAGCCUCCAGGACUCCAGCAGCCGGCUGCUUAGUAUGCCCACACUGCACUUGCAAGACCUCCGAAGUGAUUGGGGCUAUAAGCCAUUUCUGUCCGAUGUAACUAAUCGCAGGGGUCACACCUACGCCACGCCAGAGCGGCCACACUCUGCUCGGGAGAUGCCGGGUGAUGAUUCGUUACCACCUCGGGCCCGUUCUCCGCGGACUAGUAUCAGUGCACAGUACCCCAAUCUGACUGAGGCCAUGGCGGAAAUGACCGGUGAUGUUGUUAUUCUCGGAGGCUAUCGAGGCUCAGUCUUGCGGUCCGCCAAACCGCCGCAGCGUCAACUGUGGGUUCCGAUGAAAGUCGGUCUGAAUCUUCGCAAGGUGGAUCUGGAGGUUGGCCUAAAUCCGGAAGACGAGGAGCGCAUGGAAGAGACCAUCAUCCCGUCCGGCGUGUUGUCUCAUGUUGGCCCAGUCGACAUUUGCCGCCGCUUGAUGAAGCGCCUUCAAAAGUGCCCAAACGCCGUUAACGGGGAUCUCCGAGUCCACGAUUAUGGUUACGACUGGCGAUUGAGUCCGCAUUUACUUGCUAAGCGACUAGUCAAGUUUCUAGAAGGCUUGCCCUGUAACUCCCCAGACACCCCUCGCGAAAAGCGCGGAGCCUAUGUCAUCGCCCACAGUUUGGGCGGCCUCAUCACACGACAUGCCGUUAAUCAGCGGCCGGAUCUCUUUGCAGGAGUCCUCUAUGCAGGCGUCCCGCAGCACUGUGUCAACAUCUUAGGCCCUCUCCGUAAUGGGGAUGAUGUGCUGCUUAGUUCCCGCGUCCUUACUGCUCAGGUGAACUUCACCUUCCGUACCAGCUUUGCCCUGCUUCCAGAGGACGGACACUGUUUUAUCAACAAGCGGACGAAGGAAGAGUACCGUGUGGAUUUCUUUUCUGCCCAGGCGUGGGACGACUACCGGCUCUCUCCUUGUAUCAAUCCGGCCCUUCCACUUGGAAACAACAGAGGCUUCAAGGACAACCUGCCUCUUCUCGGAAAGCGCAUCUCCACCGUCCUAGGCAGUAAGGAUAGUCUAUCCUCGUCGGAUGAUGCCAAUGGCGACCAGGCAUCACAUAAUCACACCCAGCACCCUUACGAAACAGCAAAUCCUUCCAGUGAGACCACCGGCAAAUCUGCGCCGGUCGCUCCCCCGAACCUGGAGAGCGCGGUAGGACCAACCCCCAACUUCAAGGGUUCAGCCAACACUAAGGCUACCACAACUACGACCAUACCCCGUGCGACAGCCGUGACUUAUCUGGAGCGUACUCUAGCAGAGGUCCUUCGGUUCAAACAAGAGCUUGCAUUCAACUCCUCAUAUCAGUCUCAAAACCAAUACCCACCCUUUGCCGUGCUAUACGGCAAGUCCGUACCCACCGUCUACGGAGCUCGCGUCGAAUCGCGCGAGCGUAUCCCAUACCAAGACGCCUACGACGAUCUGGCUUUCGCAGCCGGUGACGGCGUCUGUCUUGCCUCCGCGGCCAUGCUGCCGCCGGGAUACCGGAUCAUCAAGGGUGGUCUGGUAAAGAGCGAUCGUGGACACGUCGGGCUUCUCGGCGACCUGGAAGGCGUGGGUCAAUGUCUUCUGGCGUUAGUCAGAGGCCGACAAGAGGGUGUUGGACUGGGCGGUUCUUCCCAGCAACAGUCGUCUUCGUCAUCAUGA